Molecule: messenger RNA, 2721 nt
Organism: Trichomonas vaginalis G3
Lineage: Eukaryota; Parabasalia; Trichomonadida; Trichomonadidae
Product: armadillo (ARM) repeat-containing protein family
Exons: 1
Coding region: 1-2721 (906 amino acids)
Source: RefSeq, a predicted model, not a curated record
AUGCAAAGUUAUGUUAGGAACGUGGUUGAUGAGAAUUGCAAACCACGUUUGGAAGAAAUCAGAUAUUUCAUACGUUCCAACUUCCCAGAACGAGCAGAAGUCCUUCAAAAAUUUCAAGAAAGGAAAGAUUGUCCUCUUUUAUGCACAAAUUUUCUUUUUGAGUCAUUGGUAUCUGGCGGUGGUUCAUUUUUCGCAGAGUUUUUGAUUAAAUACUUUAUUACAAAUUGGGAUAAUUUAGAAAUUACCGAAAAGAAGUUCUACAUAACAGAAAUAACGAAAUCACUCAAAGAAGCAUUCAAUUAUACAUCAUUUUACGAGGAAUCUGCAGUUUCAAUCCAUCAAUUAUAUUCAAUUUUGUUAAUUUUAUGUUUACCAAGAAAUAUUGAAGCCGGAUUUGAGAAUAUUCUUUUCUUUGAUCCAGAUCAGCGUUUAACUUAUCACCAUUCAUUACAUACUUUACAAAUUUUUUAUUCUAUGCUUCUAAGUGGAGAUUUUCCGAAUAUAAUAACAGAGGAAUCGAAAAAUUACGUUAUAUCAGAGUUAACUUCUAAAUAUUCUCAAAGAAUUUUUGAAAUAAUCGAUAUUGGUUUAAAUGACAAUGGAAGACAUCGAUUUCAAGCAAUAGAAUACUCAAUUAAGCUUAUAAAGAUACUAAGACAAUACAUUACAGUACCAAAUCUUAUGGAUUUUGCUUAUUAUGACCAAAUUGUUACAAAUUAUUUCAAAGAAUCGAAUAAUUCUAAUCUAGGAACAAUUAUGAUGUACUUUCCAGUUUGUUUUGAUAAAAUUUUGAUUCCAAAAUACGCAUUUGAUUUAAUUCCAGAAAUAAUCGGGAGAAUCAAUGCAUCAGACUAUAUAAAUUCUGAUGAAUUCGAUUGUAAUGACUUUGUUGAAUUUAUUUCUUGUCUUCUCGUUGAUCAUUUCGAAAAUUUCGAAAAUCAAAAUUCUUUUCCAUUAAUUGAAGAGAUUUUGAGACUUUUAGACAUGAUGUGGUCACCAAACAAAAUAUCAUACAAAGAACAGUACGUUUUAUUCUGGAUUAACUUGUUUUCAAAAGCAAAUUUUUUGAAAUCUUCAAAUACAAAUUUUGAGGCUUUUUUUAAUGUUUAUUUGAACCACAUGCAUGAUGUGAUGCAAAAGAUCAUUCCUUCUUUCUUCCCUGUUCGUGAAUUUCGUGAAAGUUUUGAUGAUCGAGAAAAUCUUUUUAAAAAUAUCGAAAAACUGUUUCAGUUGAUUGUUUCUGUUGAUGACAGAAUAAUAUUUAGACAAAUUGAUGAUUUUUUGGCUGCAAUUUCGAUUGGAUACGAAUAUUCUAUUUAUAUUCCUUUGAUUUUCACUUUAGUGGCUAUCAAAGAUUAUGUUCUUGCGAAUUUGGAUCAUGUUGAUCUUCUUUUUGAAACAAAAAAAUGUUUUGAAAAAUUAAUUAACAAAAAAGUGACAAAUCAAAGUAUUUUGUAUGAGAAACUGUUUUAUUUUAGCUCGUUCUAUCAAGCUUAUUACAAAUACUUUAUAGAAUUCAAAGAUUUUUCUUUAAUUUUUAUUCAAAAAUUGAAAUUACAAAAUUUUGCAUUACAAUACCAAAUAAUGAAUACAUUGAUAGAGAUCAACAAAGAAAAUGACAUUUCUCCUCUUUUGGAAUUGAUUUUGAAGGAAUUUAAUUUUUAUUACAAUUCUUUACUGAAUAAUGACUUGAAAAUGAAAUUAAUAGGUGCUGUUUGCCAGAUAUAUAAAGAUAAUGAUCCAUUUAUGUUACUUCCUUCAAUUUAUCAUAAAAAUUUUGAUAAAAUUUCAAAAUUAGAAUUAGAUAAUGCAGAAAAUGCAGAGAAAAUCAUUGAAUCGCUAUUUAUGUUAGAGAAUCUCAUUGUUUUCUCACAAGGAACUAUUUCAGAAGUUGAUUUUUCUGAAAUUGAAUUUUUAUUUAAUAUUUGUAACAAAACAUUCGAAAUUAUUGAUGAAAACAAGUUUAGUAUAACAGCAAUCGACCAAAUGAAGCAAAUUCAGAAGCAUAUUUUCACAAUUUUGUCAUUUUUGUCAAAUUUACCUUUAAUCAACAAAAUUUUGUUUGAAUUACCAGUAAUUGUUGAGAAAUAUUUAAUUUUACCACCAGAAUUCCGUGAAUUUUCUAUAAUUGGCUUAAUUACAUCAAUUAUUCGAAAUGAAAUGAAAAAUGGAACAGAUAACGCAGCAAAAUUAGUUGAGAAGUUGUUUAUUUCUUAUUGUACAGAGAUGAUUCCGUUCCCUGAUAAUUAUUUUGAUGAAAUUUUGAAUUUCUUUGAUGCAAUAUCGGAAUUACGCCUUGAUUUACUUAUAAAUUCUAAAUACAUUGAUGCCAUAUUCGAUGUAUUGCAUCGCAUCAUUAAUAAUCCAAAAUCAAAAUUCAAAAUUCAAAUUUUAAUUAUUUUACAAAAAAUUUUGGAACAAAUUGAUUUAUCAACAAUUAAUCUAUUAGAAAUAUUGAAAAUGCUGUUCUCUAAGAUUCUUAAUUGCUUUGAAACUGAAUUAUUUAGACAAUUAUGUUUUGUUUUUGAUACUUUGUUAAGGAGACUGUUAAGAGAUGAACAAAUGGAAUGUUUAACUGAAAUGUUUACUUUUUAUGGUUUCGAAAAUUUAGAUUUAAUUUCUGAAAUUUUAGAAAACUUAACAAAUACUGACGCUUUUCUUGAUUUGAUGGCUGAUGUACCAAAACACUAUUCUUUGUUUUUGUAUGCUUAUGUAAACUAA